AAUUCAUACAGAAUGGCGUCACAAAUGUAUUUAUUUAUUAGAACUCCACUAGAGUUUUUAAGGAGAAGGAUUACGAAUUUAUUUAUAAAACCAGAGUCAUUUAAUUAUAGCAAACAACAGACAAUCCUUUGAGAUUAGACAGACCAAAAGUCACAAUAUAGAGAGGCAGAAAAGCGAAUGUGCAAAUAAGAACAAAAGGAAAUUUCGUUGAUCCUUUAUCAAGAGCAGCUACUUAAAAGGCUUAAACAAAUCCAUUAAGCCGACCACAAACUGUAGAUCCAUUGGCUAGACCUUCAGCAUAACCAACUCAAAAAAUAGAAUAGUCAUAACCACAAACCUAGGCUAAGAGCGUUGAACCAAAUAAGCCAUAAUAAUAAUAAUAAUAAUAGGAAGGCAAACUUGAAAUAGAUGCAGAAGAGAAAUAAUUAAAAGCAACAGGAGAAUUCUCAAUUUAUUGGUCAGAAAUAAGAGAAGACUUUUAAAACAUAUUUCAAAUUAAAACAUAUGAUUUAGAGCAACCAGUGCCGAAUGUAUGAAAAUAUUAUAUGCUAGCCUUUUGGAGCCAAUGUUCAAACUAUGAAUUAAUUUGAUGGAUAAGCUAAAUCAGCAUAUAGUGGAGACAGCAAAAUUGAAUAUUAGACACAGGCUCCAAAGUAAGGGGCUUCAAAAAUGAUUUUAUAAAAGACCUACAUUCAAAAAGUGUUGGAUAUCAGAAGAGAUUUAAAGAGACAAUGGAUUAAUGGAGACAAAGUGGCAUCAUUACAAUUAGCAAUCUAAUCUUGCAAAUUGCUAAUUGAUAAUGAUAAACCUCUCUUUGCUCCAGUCAAAUAUGUUUACAUUAUUGACAUUUUGGAAACCUUUGGUAAAUACGUAAUUGAGAGAUUGCUGAAAUUAAGUUAUCCACAAUAUACAGAUCAAAAGAUAGCUGAAAUCAGUUUGUAAAGUGUAGUUGGAUCCAACAUCUCUGAAACAGCCUCAGAGAUAGGAAGAAAUUGGAUAAAUAAAAUAGGUUCUAUAAGAGAAUUAUUGCCUCGAUUGUAUGUAGAAGCCACUUUGUUGAAGGUUUAUUAUUUUAUUGAUUAAAGUUAAAUUAAACCAAUAUUUCAAAGACUUAUUAAAUAAGUCAGGGCAAUUGGUGAUUAUAUUAAUGUAUUUAGUUCUUUUAUUCAAUUAGGCUUUGUACUUUGCACUUUAUCUAUUUAGAAUAGGAGCAGAAUUGUUCUCAGGGGAGAAGGAUUAUCUCAUAUCCACAUUAAAAGAUUUCUUUAUUUAUAUGAAUCAAAAAACUAAAUUUGGUAAAUUAGAGGUUCAAGGAGACCAAUAUCUAAGACUAUUUGAGCCAUAUUUAAUUUAGACAUUCAGACAAUAUUCACAAAAUUGUACAGAAGUAACUAAUUUAAUUAAAUUCAAUUUAGAGAGAAUUCAAGGAUAUUUUUGAACAUUUUAGAUAGAGCACAUAAAACCAUUUUGUUUUGAAAAAGAUGAUUGAAUAAUUUUAGGCUGUGCAUAUAAGUACACUAGCUUUAGAGUUAUUUUCAAUAAUGUAAGCUUAUCCUGUGGAUAACAAAUAUUAAUUAUAUGCUUGUUUUUUACCUAAAAUAGCAAAGGGAUUAACCAAUGUAGCUGCUGGUGCUGAGAUAUGUGAGUAUGUUCUAUAGGACAUUUUAUAAAUAAAGUCAUUUUCACUCUUUUUAGAGAUCUUGGCAUCAUUAAUUGAAUUGAUUUUUAGAUCCUUUUAGGGAUAUCAGAAAAAUUAAUUCUUUUUCUUGAUUUUACAAAGAUUUAAUGAUUUAUUUAGCAUGGUGGAGAAGGAUCAAGUGAAUACCAAUUAAAGUAGGGAUACUUUUAUCAAAUUGCAUUAAUUUAUUAUUAAAAUAUUUUAAGAUUCUUAGGAUAUUUCAGAAAUCCUUUAAAUUGACACAUUUAUUACAUGUAUUUAAUUUUUCCCUGAAGACAUGAAAAAACUUGUUUGCAAUGAUUUGCUUUCAAUGAUAAUAAAUAGGGAUCAGAAAGAAAAAAUCACUGACCCUAUGGCCGUGCAUUCAAUUGUAAAAUUGACAGCAAAUUUGAAUAACAAGAAAUCAAUUACCAAGGAUGAAUAAAAAAGUUUGGCAAAAAUAAUCAAUUAACUAUUGCAAAAGAUUGAUUUUGGCAAAGAUUUAGAACAAACAUUGAAUCUAUAUGCUGAAAUGAGAGGUUAGUUUGGAAAUAUAAGUGGUCUAUCUGAAAUUUUGAUAGAUAGAGCCUUAGAUUUGAUUUUUAAAGGGAAACGAUUAUCCAAAGGAAAAACUCAAAAAAAAAUAAUUUCCUUUUAUUAAGCCUGUAUUGCUUAUAGUUUUAUUACUAUUCCUACAAUUGAUAAUCCAGUAUCAAAGUUGAGAAAAUAUAUUUAAGUGGCUCAAGUGGGCUUAUCAUUGAAUUUAUUAUCUCAAAGUGAAGCAGUGGUUAAAACUGCAAUUGAAACACUGCUUGAAUUGCCUGAAACUCAUAAUGGGCGACCGAUUGAUGAAGUCGUUACUCCAUAUAUCUUGGAUUUGAUUUCAUUUAUAAUAUUAGUCCCUGAUGACCCUUCAGCAGGUUACUUGAACAUUUUCCAAGGUUUAUUGAAGGCAAUUGAGUAGUUGAAAUGGAAUCAAAAGAAUGGAGGGAUUUAUUCAAUAGUCAUAUAUGUUAAUUGCAUAUAAUACUUAUGUGCAUAAGUGCAAGAAAGAUUGCCAUAUCAUUUUGAAAAUGUGAAAUCAAAUGAUGCUUUAUUUAACAAGGAUUCUUAAUUUAGUUUGACUGUAUUGGAACUAGUACAGUAAUUGUAUGUUAAAUUAGGAGAAUAGGCAGGAGCAAUUGCAAAACUCAAUAUUGCCGAUUCAAUUGUAAUUAUAUAUAUUUGUAUUUUAAAAGGAAAAUGGUUUAAUUGUGAAGUAGAUGCUAAGUUGUCUGAAUAGAUUGCUAACAUUAUUGAAAUUUAAUAAGGAAGCUGAGGCUACAUUUACAAUCUUUGUUGAUUUGAUAUAUAAAAAGAUAAAUGAAUUGAAUAGAGAUAGAACUGGAAAGGUGCAAUUGACAUUGUUGAAAGCCUAUUUCCUAUUAACUUUUAUAAACAUUGAGAAGUCAACAACAGUAAUGAAUUAUUAAUAAAUUAGUUUAAUUUUGAUGACAAAAAGAAUUAAAUGAUAAACAUUUUAGAGGCUGCUAAAAAUUGA
Messenger RNA from Paramecium octaurelia, 3197 nucleotides. The record is from the annotation of a GenBank genome assembly. NCBI's taxonomy places the organism in Eukaryota, Ciliophora, Oligohymenophorea, Peniculida, Parameciidae.